Molecule: messenger RNA, 1095 nt
Organism: Purpureocillium lilacinum
Lineage: Eukaryota; Fungi; Ascomycota; Sordariomycetes; Hypocreales; Ophiocordycipitaceae
Biological process (GO): mitochondrial respiratory chain complex I assembly; biosynthetic process
Cellular component (GO): mitochondrion
Source: RefSeq, a predicted model, not a curated record
AUGCAUCGUCCACAGUUUGCGCUGGGCCGCGGCCUGAGAAGGCUGGCGCCCUCGCCCUCGUCCCGCCGCGGCUACGUCACAGAUGCAGACGUCGAGUCGGCGCGGCGAUACUGCUUGACGCAGCUCCACACGAGCGACUACGAUGCGCACCUCAUCCGCCGUUUCGUCCCCCCUCCCGUCCAAGACGCCUACGCCGCCCUCCGCGCCCUCAACCUCGAGCUCGUCCGCCUCCCCGAGCUCGUCUCCAACCCCACGAUCGGGGCCCUGCGCAUGAAGUUCUGGCAGGAGUCUCUCGAUAACACAUUCGCGGGUCGACCUCCCCGCGAGCCCAUCUGCCUUCUCCUAUACAAGGCCUUGCAGGAUCUGGAAGAGAGGGCCGGCAGCGCAACCAAGAAGUCGAUCAGGUUCUGGGUAUCGCGCCUCGUCAAGACGCGUGAACGACACAUGGAUAACAGACCGUACACGAGCCUCGGGAGCUUAGAGGACUACGCGGAGAACACAUACUCGACCAUGAUGUAUGCGACACUGGCGUCGAUGCCUCUGCGGUCGAUGCACAUCGACCACCUCGCGAGCCAUAUCGGCAAGGCCUGCGGCAUCGUCGCUGUCCUGCGGGGCAUCCCAGUCUUGGCGGCACCCCCGCAGCCGGUCAAGACCCCAUCAGGACUGGACGCCCCGAUAACAAGAGAGCCGUCUCUGCUGCUCCCCCUAGACGUCAUGGCAGAGGAGGGCGUCAAGGAGGAGGAGGUGUUCAGGCAAGGCCCCAACGCGCCGGGUCUCCAGGACGCCGUGUUCAAGGUGGCGACGCGCGCCAACGACCAUCUCAUCACGGCACGUGAGAUGCUCAAGCGGCUCAAGGAGGGCCAGGACCCGGGUCACGAUUUUGAGCACGAGGGCGAGGCGGAGCACAUCUACGGCGAAGAGAGCGACACUGUUCGCGAGAUACGCCAAAGCUUCGGCGUCUUGCUGGAGGCAGUGCCGGCGGCGCAGUUCCUGGAGAACUUGGAAAAGGCCAACUUUGACCCGUUUGCCGUGAAGAGCAGCGGCUGGAGGUUGCCUUGGAGGAUAUGGCAGUCCCUGUCCAACGAACGGCUAUGA